Carcharodon carcharias (great white shark) is the source of this 3159-nucleotide messenger RNA. It is a transcript of the gene frk, whose product is annotated as fyn-related Src family tyrosine kinase. Gene Ontology annotation, biological process: cell surface receptor protein tyrosine kinase signaling pathway; innate immune response; cell differentiation. The record is from RefSeq and is a predicted model, not a curated record. The coding region runs from base 191 to 1717 and encodes 508 amino acids. NCBI's taxonomy places the organism in Eukaryota, Metazoa, Chordata, Chondrichthyes, Lamniformes, Lamnidae. Gene Ontology annotation, cellular component: extrinsic component of cytoplasmic side of plasma membrane. Gene Ontology annotation, molecular function: non-membrane spanning protein tyrosine kinase activity; ATP binding; signaling receptor binding. The transcript has 8 exons.
UUCAAGUUUCAAGUGCAGAAAGGAUUGCGCCGAGAAGUAAGCGAAGGGAACUCGUAGACGCCUGUCUCAGGUCUAUUCCUAUUCCAUUUAAAGACUUAAAGAGAUCUUGCUCAUUGAUUCAUUCUCCGAAUGUCUUCCUCCUGGGAGACAGAAUAGAGAGGACCCCCCAGCAGCGUGAGGAGGGAAAGCCAUGGGGAAUUUCAUACGGACUCACUGUGUUUGUUUCAGGCGUUUCUGUCCUUGUGUCUUCCACACGCCCAAACCCAAAGAGUCGGACAGGGUGGUCGAAAACAACAUGCCCACCCUGCCCCAGCAUCUACCACCAAAAGCGCUACUGCAGCACAAGGUCUAUGUGGCUUUAUACGAUUACUCGGCUCGCACUCCCGAGGACCUGAGCUUCGAAGCGGGGGAGAUGUUGGAGGUGACCGACCAGUCCUCAGACAACUGGUGGUUGGCUCGGUCACUGGUGCGAGGAGACGGCAGGCAAGGUUACAUUCCCAGCAACUACGUUGCGCCCGAUCACAGCAUAGAGGCAGAACCAUGGUUCUUUGGAAGGAUCAAACGAUUAGAUGCAGAGAAACAGUUGUUAUUGGCUGGGAAUGGAAAUGGCUCCUUUAUAAUCCGAAAAAGUGAAAGCACUUUCGGUGACUUUUCGCUGUCAGUUCGUGAUGAAGACUCUGUGAAACAUUAUAAAAUCAGGCUGCUGGAUGAAGGUGGAUUUUUUAUCACAAGAAGAGCAACAUUCCAAAAUUUGGAAGAUCUUGUCAACCACUAUAUGAUAAGUCAAGAUGGUUUGUGCACGAGACUUACCGCUCCAUGUCAGAAGCUGGAAACACCAGUAACUGUUGGAUUAUCCUACAACACUGUGGAUCAAUGGGAAAUUCCUCGUAAUUCUCUGAAACUGAUAAAGAAAUUAGGUGCUGGAACAUUUGGAGAAGUAUGGCAAGGAGUUUGGAAUGACAGAACUCAAGUUGCAAUAAAAACACUAAAAACUGGUACGAUGGCCAAAGAAGACUUCCUUAGGGAGGCACAAAUAAUGAAGAGGCUGAGACAUUCGAAGCUUAUUCAGCUGUAUGCUGUCUGCACUAUAGAAGAACCAAUUUACAUUAUUACUGAAUUGAUGAAAAAUGGGAGCUUGCUCGACUACUUACACAAAAGCCAGGGGAUGACUUUGACCAUAAAUGACCUGCUGGAAAUGUCUGCACAGGUGGCAUCAGGCAUGGCAUAUCUGGAAGUUCAGAAUUAUAUCCAUCGGGAUUUAGCUGCCAGGAAUGUACUGGUUGGAGAGAACAACAUCUGUAAAAUAGCUGAUUUUGGACUUGCUCGAGUUUUUAUAACAGAUGAUGAAAAUGUUUAUGAAGCUAGGGAGGGAACAAGAUUUCCUGUAAAAUGGACUGCACCAGAAGCCAUCCAUUCAAAUAAGUUCAGUAUCAAAUCUGAUGUUUGGUCCUUUGGAAUCCUGCUGUAUGAAAUAAUCACUUUCGGAAAGAUGCCUUAUCCAGGGAUGACAAAUUACCAAGUUAUCCAAGAAUUGGGGAAAGGAUACAGAAUGCCAUGCCCUUCAGAAUGCCCUCCAGCAUUGUAUGAAAUCAUGUUAGAUUGCUGGAAGGACAAAGAUUUUGAGCGGCCAACAUUUGAAACACUGCAGUGGAAGCUGGAGGACUUCUUUGAGACUGAUCUUUCAGCCUAUACAGAUGCUAAUGUUUUUGUUAGCUAAUGUACAUAAGAAAUGUUAAUAAUUUACUACCUGCUACAUCGCAUCUUGAUACUUGUUAUAACUUAUCCCAGCAGUUAAGUUAUAUACAUAUACAUUCAACUAUUAAUCAAUUUGAGGCUAGCAUGUACAUAUGUACAUACUAAGCCCAAAUUAAUUUAUUGCUGAAUGCAUAUGUAUUAUUUACCCCAGGAGUACAGCCAUAAACCACGCAUAAGCACAAAGGCUGUAAUGACUUCCAUGUAACUGAUCUUAAUCUAUACAUUAUUUUAUAUGAUGUACACAGAUCAUAUAUGUCUGGUGUGGCAUCAGUGGAAGUGGGUUAUCUAGAUAAAGGGGCAAUUACUAUUCAAAACCAUUCAAUGCUUCAAUGCUAGGGAGGAAAUCAUCAAUUUGAUUUCUAUCUGGAAAGGUUAUGUACAGAUGUUGGAUGAGAACAGGACUGGGCUUGGUUGUGAUGCUUUUCGAGUUCAAAUAGCUUGAUAUUACUGAUUGUUUAUGUGCAAGACAAUGACCAAUUGGAUGAGCAACCAGAAAGUGACCCUUGGCCAUGGAGCUGUACUUUUAUGUGAGGCAGUGCCUUCAGAAAAGAUAGACAAGGAAUAAUAAAUAUAUUGACUAUCAGUUGUCUUAUUACUGGGGGUGAAACAUGCCUGCAACAUUCCAUUCUGACACCAGUGUCUAAGUUAGAAGAAUAUAGAGGAAAAUUGGGUGGGAUACAUAAUCCAUUAUUGCCUAAUUUGUACCCCUACCGAAAUUGAACUUUACCUCUAUUGUCUUCAGAAUAUAUUGGAAACAAAGUAACUUGUGCAUACUAUGGUGUUAUUACAUAAUGCACAUGAUAUAUAGCAUAUAUCACCAGUUGUGCCUAGCUGUAUUCAAUUGGUAGUUAAAAGCAAAAUGCUGCAGAUGCUGGAAACCUGAAACAAAAACAGAACAUGCUGGAAAAACUCAGCAGGUUUAACAGCAUCUGUGGAGAGAAAGACAGAGUUAACGUUUCGAGUCCGUAUACAGCUCUGAAGAACAGUCAUACUGACUCGAAGCAUUAACUCUCUGGUUUUCUCUCCACAGAUUCUGUUAGAUCUGCUAAGUUUUUCCAUCGUUUUCUGUUCAAAUAGUAGUUGUCAGUUUUUGUUCUUUUCUCUCCUCACUGUCCCCCUGAGAUUCACACAUUAUUUCUGUAAAUAUUCUAACUAGAUAAAUGAUUGCCACAAGAACAGAAAAUGAUGUCACACCCUUUGGCAUAUAUUUCUCACUCAUUAACCUGUUUUUAGUAAUUUGGUAAAAGUAUGUGUUUCUUUCAAUAAACACAAAUAUAGAACUAUACCCAUAGGACCAAAGCACUGGAGCACAUUCUCAGCAACCUACUUCAUGAUCGAAAUCAAAUCUCACUACAUUACAUUCCAUAUAGUCUUAAUGACACUUUCACUAUUUUAUAUAUAUAU